Molecule: messenger RNA, 2637 nt
Organism: Daphnia pulex (common water flea)
Lineage: Eukaryota; Metazoa; Arthropoda; Branchiopoda; Diplostraca; Daphniidae
Product: major facilitator superfamily domain-containing protein 8-like
Exons: 12
Coding region: 702-2357 (551 amino acids)
Biological process (GO): transmembrane transport
Cellular component (GO): lysosomal membrane
Molecular function (GO): transmembrane transporter activity
Source: RefSeq, a predicted model, not a curated record
UGGCCCAGUGGUCCAGCUCCGUUUUCUCACAAGUUGAAACUCGAAACUUUCAGGCCAUCAUCAGGACAAAAGAAAUCUUUAAAGAAUCACAUCCGUUGCAAUUGGAUUGGUGGCCAAACGGACGAAGGAAACCGAUCAAUCUUGUACACAAUUGUUUGUUUCGGAAUGCUGGAGGAGUUUAUAUAAAUGUACGUACGUUGCUGCUGGUCUGAAUUCCCUCGACCCCAUUUGAUUGAAGUUGCGUUUCGGUUCGUUGGCAUCAUCGCCUACAGGCCUGUAUAAAAGAUGUGACGUCAUUCGGGGAGGGCAUGGGUGGAGCUGUUGUGUCUCGCCUUAUUUUCUGUGUGCUGUGUGCUGGGCUGGCUGUCGACGAUGAAUGUCGGCCAGCAGGCGUCCGUGACCGUGCAUUCAGGCUCACUCAACGACAACGAACGAAAUCAUUUAAAAACGGUCCCCUCUCCCUCAGCUUGGUGGUGUCGGACAAACCGAAAUCCGAAGGCCACACCGUUUGUCCGAGUUGGCUGCUGACUGGGACAGUCAACAACUUGUCAGUGUGUCCACUUGCUGAACUUGUCGAUCGUGUGUCACCGAGCUGGUGAAGAUCUCAGCACAGUGCUAGUGGCUCUUCGUUCGUCGACGUUACACAGUUCCCGCCGUUUACACGCUCAGUUAUUUUAUUAUUUAUCCAGUCCAAUUCAAUAAUGACGGGCAAACACAAUUACAUGUGGCAGGAAGAGGAUAAUGAUGAAGCUUCCGUGAUUGACGAAGCGGAUAUUUUCGAAACUCGACCCGAAAGGAUUCGACGUCGAAUCAGUUUGGUCAUCAUCAACAUUGUGGGAUUCAUUUCCACCCUGGGCUUUUCCAUCGUCCUUACGGGAGCUUAUCCCUACUUACUCCAGAUUGACGAAGAAUCCGACAAGAGAGUCUUGGGCUGGGUCAUUGCCGCCCAGCCAGUGGGCCAGCUCCUGUCGUCGCCGUUCGUCGGUUGGCUGGGCAACAAAUUCGGAUCGGUCCGUUGGCUCUGCAUGACGACCGGCCUGCUCAACAUGAUCGGAUUCGUCCUCUACGCCGUCCUAGGAGAUCUGCCACAACCCAGAAGAUAUUGGAUGAUUUUCGCCCGGUUCAUCGUCGGAGUCGCCGCAGGAUCGGUGACGCUGUGCAUCACUUACAUUUCAAAGGCGACGACGGCCAAAGAGCGGACCACUUUCAUCGCCAUCAACGCCCUGGUGUCCACCAUCGGCUUCAUCGUCGGACCAGCCGUCCAGUCGGCUCUCAUUCCGCUGGGGACGGACAACCUGCGCUGGAACAUGUACACGGCCGCCGGAUGGCUGGCCGCCUCGCUGACUCUCGUCCAGGUCAUCCUCUUCUUCCCCUGCAUCUUCCAAGAGUUCAACAUGGCCGAGAAGGAAGCCAAUUGGAAUAAAAUGAAAAAUCAGCAAAAGACCCAGCGCACCAAUAAUCAAGGUUUCAAACGAUUUCAUAAUACGGAUAAUUACAGCGCUGUAGAUGAACGGAAGAGAGAUUUAAUCGGAGUCGGAAUUUGCAUCUUUAAUUUCUCUGUAGCUGGUUUCAUUCUGAUUAUGAUCGAGACGCUGGCGACUCCGAUCGCGAUGGAUCAAUUGGCUUACACCGACGACGAAGCCGUCAAAAAAGUCGGCAUUGUGCUCUCUAUCGGCUGCAUUCUAACUGUCAUAUCGUUCGCAGCAUCCGGUCCUCUGGCCAGAAGAAUAACCGAAAGGAAAACUCUGGUGCUGUUCGGGUUAAUCCCGUUGCUGUUGUGUCACGUCGUUUUAUUGCCUUAUCCCGGCCCCCUUCCACUCAUGCAGCAACAGACGCACAACAACGGGUCGGGCUUCAUGCACGGAGUCAAAGUGAUGACGAACGUUAAGCAACCUGUCAACCAAACUCUUGUCGGCAAUCUUACUACACUAGACGUCCAGCAGUCUGAGAAAUCAUUUGACGCCAAUUCGACGACUGCGCAUUUGGGAUGUCCUAUCAACCAAAAAUGGUGUUUGUAUACUCCGGCCAUUCGCGCCGAGCAGCUCAUUUUUGGAUUCAUGUUUAUAGCCAUUGGCUACGCAUUCACAGCGACCAUGAGCACCAGCACCAUGACACAAGUGCUUCCAUCAGACGGCCAGCAGGGCACUUGGACUGGCAUUUAUCAGGCCGGCGGUUCGCUGGCCCGAAUUCUAGGUCCACUCUAUCUCACGAACGUGUACACGGUCUUUGGGCCGCGGGCGACGUUCGGGAGCAUCAUCGCCAUUCUGUGCGGUGUCAUCGUGCUCAACCUGUACCUCUUCAAACACCUGAUACCGAUGGCCCACCGCAGCCGGAAAAUUUAUUUCGACUUGCGUUAAAAACGCGCUGAAAUAUUUUUUAAAAAUAUCUAUCUAUCUAAUAAAAAUAGAUCAAAUAUUUACCUUCCUAAAAUGUAUACAUACAAAAGUAUAUGAACGCGAUUUCACGCAUGUUUAAUGUUACAUAACUGACCAAAUAAGGAUGACGAUAUAAGUCACUAAAUUUUUUGAAGAUGUUUGUAGUGGUAUAGCAAACCUAUAUAUAGUUCGCGCGAUCCCCCCCCCCGUUCCUGCAUGAAAACAAAUUCUGAUUGGAAUAAAUCACAUCGAUCACACUGAA